Messenger RNA from Topomyia yanbarensis, 2288 nucleotides. Its product is annotated as zinc finger and SCAN domain-containing protein 2-like. The transcript is spliced from 2 exons. Gene Ontology annotation, biological process: regulation of transcription by RNA polymerase II. Bases 181 to 1557 code for a protein of 458 amino acids. Gene Ontology annotation, cellular component: nucleus. The record is from RefSeq and is a predicted model, not a curated record. Lineage: Eukaryota; Metazoa; Arthropoda; Insecta; Diptera; Culicidae. Gene Ontology annotation, molecular function: zinc ion binding; DNA-binding transcription factor activity, RNA polymerase II-specific; RNA polymerase II cis-regulatory region sequence-specific DNA binding.
GUGAAAAAAUGGAAACCUAAACAAUAGUGGAUCCAAAGUUUGCUGUACAUUUUCCGCGGAAUAUUGCCGUCAGAAGUGUUUAAUUGAAGCUAGACCCACGGAAAAAGCGAAAUGAGGUGUUGAGCUCAGUUGAGAAUCAAUUAAUCAUCGUGUCAGAUCAACGGGAGCACGUUAAAAACAAUGAUGGAUAUUUGUCGCCUGGUUUCCGAUCAGCCCGACGACAGUCUCAAGAUGGUAGAAAUUGAUUUUCAAGCGCUGUGUCGUAUAUGUGGCGCGCUCGGAGAAAAUUUGACUUCGGUGUUUGGAAAGCGCGCGGCUGACCGGUUACGAGAGCGAAUCGGCAAGUACCUACAGAUCGAAAUACUGGCCGAGGACUGUUUACCAACCAAAGUGUGUGACGAUUGUCGGGAAACGUUGGAUCGGUUCCACGAGCUGUUCGAGAAGUGCCACCGGACGGAUGAAAAGUUCCGUACAAUGCUGAGUUCGGCUGAGGAGCUGAAAGAAAUCGAGGAAGAUGCGAAAGUGGUUUCUGCUGGUGCCACGGAGGAUGAGGAUGAUAUGCCAAACGAUGAAGCUCCAUUGGGAUUGCAGCGGAAGGACGACAGGCAGGAUGAUUUGUUCGAUAAGAAGGGCAAACGUUUAACACGCAGCUCGAAGGCCUUCACGUGUAGUUUCUGCAAAUCAAACGGCACAAUUAAGGCGAACACCUUCGCCAGCAAAUCAAACCUAGUGGAUCACCUGAAGGAUCAGCACUCGGAACAGAUCUUCCAUUGCGAACAGUGUGACAAUUAUUUGGAUAGAAAUGUACUAAUUCAGCAUAUGACUAUGCACGCGCUUAGUCUGUUCAGUCAAUCCGGUGCCAACGAGUCCCAACCGGAGGAUGAGGACGAUCAGGAGCAGCAGACAUCCGGUGUCGAUCUGGAGGAAGGAGAAGGCAGUCAACAGACGGCGGAAGGUAAGUCCGGAGAGGGAACAGAAGUCGGUAACAAAGAAAAUGACGGAAAAUCGUCUCCACCGCCGGAAGUGAAAGCCGAUGUACGGAAACUGUAUUGCUACAUCUGCGAGAAAACCCUAGCUAACCGCAGUGCGUACUCCUAUCACAUUAACCAGGUUCAUUUGAAUAUAAAAAAUUUCACCUGUACGUACUGUAGUAAAAAAUUUGGAAACCAGAGGCUUUUGAAUAACCACGUUGCAGGGGUACACUCGCGUGAUCGUAACUUCACGUGUCCUACCUGCUCGAAACGGUUCAAAACAAACGUCGCACUGUACAAUCAUCAGCGCAUCCACGAUGACAGUGCGGUGAAGUUUUCGUGUACCUUUUGCGACAAAAAGUUCCGAUACCGGAACCAUCUCACUAGUCAUCAAUUGGUCCACAUGAAUGAACGGAAUUUCCCCUGUACACAGUGUGACAAAAAGUUCAACAAUCCGGAGUGCUUACAAAAACACAAACUGACCCACGUGGAAACGCUCCCCUAUCAGUGUCCGCUGUGCGGAUUCAGCACGAAACAGAAACGAUAUCUGGUGAUGCAUGCAAAACGGAUCCACAUGGUCCGGUAAAAGGGUCCGCCUGCUGGUAGUCGAAACGAAGCGGAAAUUGCACAAUAAUAUUGUAUUGAGAUUUCAUUCCCCCCCCCCCGUAGUAGGUUUAAUUUCCUAUUGAACCAAUGUAUGAAUCGAUGUACUACCCAUUAUUAUACUAAAAAUUAAAACUUAAGUGGCUAUCUUAGUAUGUAGGCAACGUUUACGUACUCCAAUGCGAACAAGCACACACACAUAUACUUACCACCCGUAGAACCUAUGGUGGUUAUUGAAGUUUCAUUAAUUUAUUCAGUAGAGGAAAAUAUAAUCGCGCUACGUUUAUUGGCUACCGGUGUACCUGAAAAGUAUUAGCGAUUAGAACGGCAACAAAACUGGAGCAUAAAGUUGAAACAACAUGAAACCAGUAAGCAAACAUAACAUUGAACGUUUUAGAUUGUAUUCUACUCUACUCCGAUGAAUUGUUUGUCUCGUUAUUAGUUGUUAGUUGUUUUUGAAAAAGCGCGCGCACAAUAGUAAACAGAGAGAUAGCGUGAAAGAGAGAAAAGAUGGGGAUACGAAAGUGAAAACUAGUAAAUAGUCUUAUUUAUUGUCAGUAUUAUAAUUAGUACAGUUUAGUAUCAUGUGCCGCGUCAUAAAUUAUUUCAAACUCGCUUGAUAUUAUCGCUUCUAUGUCGUAUUUAUUGAAAUAUACACCUCCCACAUUGUCAAUCUUCUUAUGCUACAUUAGCUAAAAGGAAUGUUGGAAGUAA